ACGGCCGGUGGGGCUGUGCGGCCAGGCGCACAGCCCCAUGGCCGGCCGUACCGUACCGUGCACCGUGGCGAUGGCCGGUGGGGAUGUGCGGCCAGGCGCGGCACACUGCCCGGGCACCGGCCGUGCACUGUUUUUCGCACAUUUUCCCAUCGGGACCGAGCUGGUUACGGACCGAGUUGGUCACGGACCGAGUUGGUCACGGACCGAGUUGGUCACGGACCGAGUCGGUCACGGACCGAGUUGACUCGGACCGAGUUGGUCACGGACCGAGUUGACCGGCACGCAAUUGGAGGCGGACUUUUCCAAAAUGGAGUUGCCCACAACUGUGAUAAAAAGAAACUGUGACGGAAAAUUAACAAAUUUCGGCACAUUGGGGGAGGUAAGCAGCAGUAGUAACACGAAUAAAGCAGUGCAUCACUGGGGGGAGUUUGUACACAUGCAGUGUCCAACAAAGUCAAUGCAUAUGGUUGAUAUGGACUUAGGUACUCUAACUCCUAAAUCUCUUGAAUUGGAAGGACCUCAUUUGCACCAGCCAACUGCACAUCAUGAUACACUUCCUCAUAAAUCCUUGCCAGCUGAGCUGUGCCGUCCUGAUGCCAUCAGCAUUCACACCAUUCAGUUGAUGAAGCACAACCGCCGCAUCCGGACAAUUAUUGCCGCUUCUCAGCAGCUGCAAACAGAAAGCAAUGUACAUAAAGGAGAAGACCGAGGUGCAAGACCAAGAUUGCAGUCAUUACCAGCGACACCUCUUAUGCUGGUUCCAACUAAGAGGACCUGGGCUUCUAGCAGCGACAACAUGGGCCAGUUAGAGCAGCAUGAUGAAAAACUGAGCAGGCGAGCCGUGGCUACAAUAUGUGCACAUGCGGGCUAUGAAAUGAGCCAAGAAUCAGCCACAGAAACCCUGACUGAUGUUCUUCAUGAGUAUUUGACUAAGGUGUGCAAGUUGCUAAGGGGGGCUGUGGACAAGGAGGCACUGACAAGCUGCACUGGAUUCCAGGAUGUCUUGUCGCAAGUCCUGCAAGAGAUUGGCAUAGGUGACACAGAGACACUCUUCAAAUUCUGGAAAGCUGGGAUUAAGGACUACCAUGCCUUCAUACAGAAGAGAAAUUCUCAACUCAGGGAGCAGUAUGACAAACUAAGGAAUCCAGGUGAUGCAAUAGUGUCCAGCGAUUCCAAGUCUCCUAGAUUCAAAGAAGAGCCAUUCAUAGACAUCCAGUUUCCAGACAACGAGCAAGAUUCAGAGAUCAUUUCUGAUGUGCCAGAACAGCCAAAUCAGCCAUUGAAUUUACAUAGUCUCAAUGCUAUGGAACUAGAGGACCAGAGCCGUGCGACAAGUGGCAUGACUGAAGAGGGUAAUCACUGGUAUCCAUCAGCAUACAUCAAGACAGAACCAGGGACUGAGGCAGGAUCAAGGGAAGGGGACGGUCAGGCAAAAGAACUUCAAGAGCACUCUAAUGAUGAGGCAGAAGAAGUGAUUGGCCCCAGCCAUUCUAGUACAUCGCCUGUUGUUGACGUGGACGUCACAUCACCACAAGCUCAUACUGGUCAUGAGAUGACCCUCAUGAAUCCUAGGAAGAAGAGGAAGAAAUGAAAUGUAUGGAUGUGAUCAUCAUCUACAGACUGUUCUUAAUCAUAGACAAUUGACCAGUGAUGUACUCCAUGCGAGUGUCCUGAGCAUCGUUCUGGAAAUGAAUUCAGCAUGGCCUCCAGCCUGCAGCAUUUUCUAUUGCACACAAACACACAUCAUCGUGAAUCAUGAUAGAUAAUAAUCAUAAUAAGUUCAUUUUAAGUUUACUUACAUGUAAAAAUGUUAUUCAUAAAUGCCUGAGACAGUUUGCUCAUUCCUCUUGGUCGAGAGCCCAUCACAUGGGUAGUCUUAAACCGCUGUUUAAACACCAGUAAGCAGCGUUUGAGGCUGGUCAUUAACAGUGUAUGAGGCUCUGCGCCACAUAUGCAGUGUGCGUACCAUGUACGCCAGCUACAACAGAGUGAACCAGUGAGUACGCCGUGCACGAUGCACACCAUAGAAGUGGCCUAAACAUGGACUAAGUUCGUUGUACUUUUCCACAUUUUAUGACUUUUAAUUAAAAAGGUAUGUAUGAAUGGGAAUAAUAGUGUGAUGAAGCAUUUAUAAACAUGAUGUUCAAUAAAAGCCAAUAUCGGCAGCCAGUCAUGUACAUUUUUUGUAACUGCUUAGUUACAAUGCAUUGCGAGUCAAGGUUUUUUUAAGUAAUUAAAUGUUGAGACAACAUUUUACAAGUAUUACCGUUCUUAUACUUGUCUGAAAAAAAUAAAGAUUUACUAAAAAGAGCCCAUUUGUAACGGCUGUCCAUGGACUGUAAUUUCAGUACCCCUAAAAGACUAGUUCCUGGCAAAGCCUCAUUAUCAAUAUAGUUUGCACUGCACACUAAAUCGGCCUUCUGAACAAUCAGUGCAAGGGUGGUUAUGACAGCGCAUCAUUGAUAGUUUAAAGGGAAUAUUGUAGCGGAAAGUGUAGGGACUUAUAGCUAGUUUAUUUACAACGUCAUCCCUAUUGCACUAACGUAAAUUCACUGUGUGUUGGUGACUGGGCGGAGCAUAAGAGCCCAGUGGCUGAAUGCGCGUACGCUAUUGGUUGCCUAAGGCCCAUAGGUUUAGUACAUGCAUAUGUGUUUGUACGGACUGCAUGUUCACUUGAGGGCUAUUCACGUGAUCGCGCGGAGGAGUUGUGCUGUGGACAGCGGACGGUAAGGUCGUAUAUUGCUCGCGCUCUGUGUUUGGGUAAUGCUGACGCGCACUGUGUAAAUUGCGCUGGUCCUUACGGUGCUGAAGUUGCGCUGUGUGAGGCUGACGCGCAGCCGUACAAGGGAAUGUACUGUACGAUACUGACGCUAGCUUGCAUGGGUAAAGCGUAAAUCAGGUUAAGGCUGACAGCGUAUAUUACUUACAUUGGCGUGCAUUACUUACACUUGCGUGUGUUAUUUACAUUGACGUGCACUACUUACAUUGGCUUGUGUUAUUUACAGUGGCGUACGUUACUUACAUUGGUGUGUGUUGUUUACUUAGUGUACGUUGUUGACUUCGUGUACAUUGUUUACUUAGUGUACAUGGUUUACUUAGUGUACGUUGUUGACUUGGUGUACAUUGUUUACUUAGUGUACAUUGUUUACUUAGUGUAUAUUGUUGACUUACCAGUGCAUUGUUUACAUUAGUGCACCUUGUUGACUUACCAGUGCAUUGUUUACAUUGGGCGCAUUGCUCAAGCUGUGCGCAUUAAUUGCUGCUUAGGUGAGCUGUUAGCUGACUUGCAUCUGUAUUUAAGGGACCCUGAUAAUUAACCACCUCAUUAAGACUCAAUCACUACUGCCUAUUUCUUGAUUAUUGUAUAAUAAAUUACGUUCAUAUUUGUUGUGCCGACAA
Patiria miniata (bat star) is the source of this 3399-nucleotide messenger RNA. Its product is annotated as STAGA complex 65 subunit gamma-like. The coding region runs from base 308 to 1591 and encodes 427 amino acids. Gene Ontology annotation, molecular function: transcription coactivator activity; protein heterodimerization activity. Lineage: Eukaryota; Metazoa; Echinodermata; Asteroidea; Valvatida; Asterinidae. The transcript has 11 exons. Gene Ontology annotation, cellular component: SAGA complex. The record is from RefSeq and is a predicted model, not a curated record.